Molecule: messenger RNA, 6146 nt
Organism: Mizuhopecten yessoensis (Yesso scallop)
Lineage: Eukaryota; Metazoa; Mollusca; Bivalvia; Pectinida; Pectinidae
Exons: 15
Coding region: 377-3619 (1080 amino acids)
Molecular function (GO): acyltransferase activity, transferring groups other than amino-acyl groups
Source: RefSeq, a predicted model, not a curated record
CGGUGCGAGACAAUUUAUAAAGACAAGCAACAGGUAGAAGGUCCGUUAUAUGUGAUCCCUGAUACGGAAUACUUCGGAUAAAAGUGUGAUUAUGUUUUUUAUUUCUCAACUUAUAGUCAUCGAGGAAGUUUCUUCACUUAUUGUCAAUUCGCAUUCAUUUUGUUUGGCUAGUCGAUAAAGGUAGCGUCUAACUGCAAACUCCAACUGUGUCAGUUAUACAUUGGCCGACUUAUGGAGCCCGUUUUAUGACAUUAAGACAAAUGUGGAUUAAAGUCAAGUACCUGUAAGUAUUCAAACAUUUAAAUUGAUCAAACUUAGCAAUAAAUGUGAAAGUAUAGUUGUAGAUCAAAUCUAAAACGUUUCGAUUGACAACACAAUGGGAAUCCGUUCAUACCGUUUCGGUGCCAUGGUGAUUAUGGCCAGCGUUUUGAUAGCAUUGCCGCGGAAAGUUCAUUCAGGCAUAACUAGCCAGAAUCUGUCUGACACAGAAAAAGCUAACAUGACAGUUAAUUACUUCAGAACUCGUGACCAAUUAUCCAUCGGCGUGUACGAGUCGGCAAUUGCUGCUGAAAACUUAGUUCAACAUAUUUCAAUGGGAAACACAUCAACAACUCCAGUUCUCAUGGACGCCGCGGUUAGCUACUUGUUGAAGACCAUGCCAGAUUUGCUCCGAAACUCAAUUUUUCAGGAUAUCGUUAAAGUCAUAGUGGAGGAGGCUGGAAAAGCUUCUCAACAGUCUAACGUAACCAUCGACACAUCUAAACCAAUUAAAGAGGCGGAUAUCCAGGUGAUUGUAUCAAAGUUUAACUUCGUUGCAGCGUUAACACGAAGUAUUACACAAGCCAAACCUCUUAUUGAUCAUUAUCGACAGGUAAAUGAUUCUUCUCUCUUCAUCAUGGUAUUGAACAAGGCAAUCGAAGUAGCUGUUUAUGGAAAUCAUAAUACAACAUUCCAGGCUGUCAUGGACAUUUUCAUGGACGAACUAAGCCAAGGACUCAAAAAGUCGGGACUUCUGGAACGAAUCUCCAAAGAAGGUCCUGGAUUCCUGAACGAUAUCAAUAACGCAGCAUCCAUUGUUAGGUCUGUGGUCAUGAGUUCGAAUCUUCAGAGACUCAUAUCUAGGUCAUACAACGUUAGCAAACCCGUCCUCGAUAGUUUGUACGGCGGGAAUACAGAGCCCAUUUACGAUUCACUUACAACGGCCAUGGACAGUGCUAACAGACUUAAGCAAAAUCCAAUGUUCCAAAUCCUCUACAAAUUUCUCAAAACAUCCAACGUAACUGGCCAAUCGAAUGGAAACGCUAAUACGGUGAAUAUGGUCAUGAAUUUUCUGAAGAAUGUGAACGUUCGUUCUACGAUUAAGCUCGUGCUUGGGUCUGUGAGCUCACGUAUUGUGAUACCCUACAACAGUUCGGCUGAGGAAGACAAGAUCAGUGGCGAUUGUUACGAGGAUAUGAUCGACUUUUUUGAUGCGGCGAAACAGGGAGAGACCUGGGCAUUGAAAAGGCUUGAUUCAUAUGGGAAAAUACCCUCUGGUCUUGCAAAAGGUAAUAUCAAUUUCCUCGGCUCCUUUGACGAAUGUCUAGAGAUCAGAUCGGACAUCAAAGCCAGUGAAAUUCUUGGAGGCAUUCGCAGAAACUCUCCAAGGUAUCCAAGAUCCGUUGGAUCCAAAUAUUGCCGUGUGCGUAUACCGAUUCCGAAAAGUAUUUUCGACGGAUUAGGCGUGGACACAAAAGGUAUUCCCUUAAGAGUAAGCUGGGGUAUAUGCAUUCCUGACACGUGUACAGGAAGCGAUUUAUACGGACUUCUGAAACUGGAUGUUUUCAAAAACGCCACGUCGUUGGUCGAGUCUGUUGAUUGUUCCCUGGAAUUGGACGUAACACAGGACCUGGCGGCGGUACUCACCAUAAUACUUCUCAGUAUUUUCGCGUUCCUUAUGCUUACUGGAACGCUUUACGUUUCGUUGGAGUCACGUGGUGUUUUCGUUGACAAUGAUAAAUCUGCUAAUGCAGAUAGUGCCUACAGCAAUCUGACAUUCACAAAAGUCGACGAAAGUAAACCGUAUCCGACAAUGAACGAGGUUAAUGUUGAAAAUGGCCACACUGCGAAAGAAGGGGGAAAGGGAAGAAAAGAAAUUGGACUUCCUGCAAACUAUGUGCCGCACUCAGAAUCCGAUAAAUCUGCCUUAGACAAAACAGUGGAUACAACUGAUCAACUAAACGGUGCUGCAAAUGGCGGUACUGGUACCAAAGCUGUAUCACCAACACAAGAAACCAAUGCUAAACCAUCCCGACAAAAGAAAGAAGGUGUACUAGUCCGGAUCGUCAAAGCGUUCUCCGUACAGAUAAACGCCCCAAAGAUACUGACCGGGAGAACUGGACUUAACUCAAUCACAUGUAUCCACGGAAUCAGGUUCUUCAGUAUCACAUGGAUAAUGCUAGGUCACACUUAUAACUACGGUAUACUGUCGGAAGCUUCGACGAGCUGGUCAGCAGUCAACUUUGUGGAUGCAUUGAGUAUGAUACAACGGUUUACGUUUCAAGCAGUCGUUGCAGGAGGUUUCAGCGUCGACACAUUCUUCAUGAUAAGUGGGAUGUUGCUGGCAUAUCUUCAACUGAAACAAAUGGCAAAGAUAAAGGCUCAUCCGACUGGACCGAAGAUCGGCAGCUACGUCAUGCAUUAUUUCUUUCACAGAUUUUGGAGGUUGACGCCAAUGUACGCCGUGGUUCUCCUUAUCUUCGCAACACUACUUCCGUACAUAGGGAGCGGUCCACUUUGGCCAAAUGUAAUACAAACCUCAGAAAACUGCAAGCAAUCGUGGUGGACAAACCUGUUAUAUAUCAACAACAUCGUCAGAGUGGAUAGUCAGUGUAUGGGAUGGACUUGGUUCCUGUCUAAUGACAUGCAGUUCUAUGUCGUGUCCAUAUUCCUCCUCUUCUUUAUGACACUGUCUUUGCCUCUAGGACUUGUAAUUUCUUCGCUGCUGCUUCUUGUUGGCACUGGUAUUGCGACAUGGCAAGAAUACGUAUACAAUGGAAAUUUUUUCACAAUGAAAUCCGACGGUGGUAAUUACUGGAAUAAAGUCUACAUCACACCCUGGUGCCGUGUUGGUGCUUACUGUGUGGGUUUGUUCCUCGGAGUCAUCUUUUACAAACGACCAAGGAAGACAUUUAGCAAGGUGAUCGGUUUUGUUGGAUGGACCAUCGCCACUGCCGUCGCCCUGACACUGGUGUACUCCACAUACUCUACCAACAAGGAGGGAGGCGUGGUAUGGACAAAUGUACAGAACGCCUUCUAUGAGGGUUUCGGCCGACCAGUGUGGUCGCUCUGUGUUGCCUGGGUGAUCUUCGCCUGCCAUAACGACAUGGGUGGUUACGUGAACUCGAUCCUGUCAUGGAAAGCCCUGGUACCACUGUCCCGUCUGUCGUAUGCCGCCUAUUUGAUUCAUCCCAUGAUGAUGAUUAUACAUGUGUACUCCAAACGCUCCCUUGUCUAUCUUACGGAUUACGAUAUGAUCUAUCUGUUCGUUGGUCACGCCACAGUAUCCUACAUGGGAGCGUUUAUAUUGUCUGCUGCCUGCGAAGCCCCAUUUAUGGCGCUGGAGAAAAUACUUUUCUGAACGAUUUAACACUAUAUCCUUCUGAUAAGUUAUCAACACUUGUCACAUCCCUUACCAUCACGUCCCUCGUUCUAGCUGUAGGGACGAAGUUUGUGAUCCCCUGACGUCAAAGCAUACGUCAUUGUACAAUGACAAGUAUAUAACGUUUUGAUUUAGAUGAUUUACAUUUUUUAUAAUAAUCUGCAUUCUAUCUUUUUUCAUCUUGUAUGCAAUACGUCACAUCUAAUUAUGCUGAAGAAUGAGUGAUUAUGUCAUGUUAUUUGCGGAUUUCCACAAGGAAAACAACAUCGUAUGAAUCGCCAUCUGGAUAUCCCUUCCUAACAUACACCAAGGGAUUGUCAACGAGUGAAAGGUGACCUUACAUAUAACCAUAGGUGGAUAUGAAACUUAACAAAAUUUAAAAUUGAAGCGUUUUCUCAUUGUUAUAUCCACACAUUCAUAUCUGAAUUCAAAUAAUUCGUAUUAUUGAAAAUAUUUCACACAAAAAAUUAUAACAGCGUUGUAUAUUUAAUAGUGUCAUAGUGAGUUGUUAAGCUUAUUGCAGUAUAGACAUAUCAACUAUGUCAACGUUUUGAAAUAAAAUUUCACCCUAAGCACCUACAACAAAACGAUCUUAAAUACAUUUGGCAGAAUUAUAGUUAUUCGGAAUUUAAUGUUUGAAAAAUGGAAAACACCAACGAAGGGGUCGAACACGGGACCUUUUCAUUGUAAAGCCUACUUUGACAAAAGUUGCCAUCCAGGAUCAAAGUCUGCUUAAAACAAUGAACAUUGAAAAAUACAUAACAUGAUAUUGGGAUUAAUUCUAAGACACAAAAACACUUCCAUCGGUUGUGUCAUUUCAUAUAGAAAGGCGAUUGCCCCGACGACAAAUGCUGAGUGGAACUGAUAUAUGAUGCCGUACGCUUUACCUUAAACGAUAUGCUUACUUUAAAUCAUGCUGAUGUCUUUCAUUAUAUAAUUUUACACUUUGUUAAAUUAUUAUUCCAUUAUACAGUAUUAUAUGGUUUGUUAUGCUUGUUUUUGUAAGGUGCCCUAAUCACAACGAUAAUCCAGUACAUAUACUGUUUAGUGGCUUUACGACGAGAAUUUAAAAAAGAGUGCUUCUUUCGGCAACAGAGUUUUUUGACUGUGAAAGUGACCAAGUACCUUAAUAAUUUUCACUAAGUAUCAAUUAUUUAAAUACCAACAGUAAACUAUAUUUUUGUAAGCGGUUUAACUGGUAAUUACUGGCAGACACAGAGCAAUAUAUAAUUGAAAUAUAAUGUUCAUUAAUAAUGCUAUGCUUUUAUAAUAUAUCUACUGCGAGGAUGUUCCAGCAAAUUUUCGUUGUUUUCAAUGUCUUUCAUAUUUUAGCUAUUGAAUCAUUGUACCAUUCUCACUAUGUGAAUAUUUUUGUCUCUUUCACUUUUUCUGAUAUGCAAAUUACUUGUACACAAAAGCAAACGCAUAACACUACAUUUAAGCAAUGCAUGUUUUAGCAAAUGUUGUUAUGGUCCUAUAACACACAUUGAUAUUGAUCACAAACAUAAUAAAGCCCGGCGACAAACUUGAUAAAGCCCGACAGUGCUUUAUUUAAGUUUGACAGCAAUAGAAAUGUGUUUUAUAGGACCAUAAUAGUAUUAACUAAAAUAUUCAUUAUUCAUAUUAACAUUUUGAUAGAGUACUUACGCUUUAUUUGGUUAUUUCGAACAGUUCAUUGAAAAGCAAUCUUUCCACAAGACAUCGGUCCGGAUAUAUUAGCUGUGAAUAGAUGUUUGAUAACAAAAUCUUGCAGCACUUUUCGCGUCACCUCCUGCGGCAGGGGUGGAGCCGAGUCUUGAUAACAAUGAAAUUGAUGAUGUCACACUAGAGAUAGAUGACGUUACAAUAGCAAAUGCUGUUAUAGUCACAUAACAACAUUUGCCUUCUUAAUGCAUUGCAAAGGAAGGAUGCAAGAAAAUGUAAAUAUAUAUUUAUGAACAAUGGAAUACCAAGUACAUAUGUUGAUUUUACACAUAUAUGCAUAGCAUAUUAUGUCUUUGAAUAUUUUGUUAACUCUCAAUAUUUCUUAUAUAUACAUAAAUCACGCACACAAAACCUAUAUAUGACGCAUCCAGAGACAUUAGCAGCCUUAUCUAUCACAGAUAACGAAACUUCAUUCCCAAGCUACAAGUACAAUACAUUUCUGUCUUAUGACCACAUUAUAGAGAGAAUUAGGGAGUGUAGGAGGUUAUAUAAAUAUUUAUCGAAACAUCGCUUACAUUUGUAAACACAAACAUAAAAAAUACGUUCCUUUUUUUGCACAUCAGUAAAUAUUUCCUAUGUAAACCAAUCAUAUAUUCAUCUGGAGUUUUUUUUAUUUUAUGUUUUAAUGAUAAUUUUAAUAUUGCAAUGUUUUCGAAACAUUUGAACAAAAAGACAUUCUGCAAAAACUGAACAAUGCGGUUUUUAUUUAGUUUUAGUUGAAAUAAAUUUGUUACAUUCCGUAUUAUAGACAUUGAAUGUUCUUUUCAUUCAGUAGAUUUCUGUAACAUACCAAAUUAUAGAA